Molecule: messenger RNA, 3100 nt
Organism: Coregonus sp. 'balchen'
Lineage: Eukaryota; Metazoa; Chordata; Actinopteri; Salmoniformes; Salmonidae
Source: the annotation of a GenBank genome assembly
AUGACUAUUAUUUUACCCUUCGAAUAUCUUACGACUCUCGCUCUCUUUGUUUCUUUGUUCCUUAAAGCCUACACAGAGAAGAUCAAGGAGAUGUCCAUGAUGUCUCUCAUCUGCUCCUGCCUAUACCCCCAGACAUCAUACCCCACCACCAACUACCAAUUUGGAGGUCAGCCCAAAGUGUGCUUUGUUUAAUAAUGUGAAUGUUGUAUUUUGGUUUUUCUUUUUUCUUAGUCUCAAAACACUUUACAUUGUAUGGCCGGUAAUUCAUCUUAUCUACCACCAAUGUGUAGCACCCACCCAUCUGGGGUAAUGCACAACAGCCAUUUUGUGUCUUAUUUGUCUUGUCUCUCUCAAUAGACCUGGAGGUGAAGCCCAUCAACAAGCGACUGUCGGGCCAGUCCUUUGAGGUGAUCCUGAAGUCCCCCACCGACCUGUCCCCAGACAGGCCCAGUCCCCUGGCCUCUCCCCCAGCCCUGACCUCGCCCCCCAAGAGGGACAUCUCCCUGGAUGAGCUGCAGAAGAGGCUGGAGGCCGCUGAGGAGAGGAGGAAGGUAAGAGAAGAAGAUGGAGGGAAAGGAGGGAGGGAGUAAGAAAAGGGAGGAUGGGGAGAGAGUAGUGGGAAAAAGCAGGUGAGAUAGAAGUUCAUGGAGGUUGCUGAGGACAGGCGGAAGGUAAGAGAUGGGAACAGAGGGGAAGGAGAGUGCAAGAGAAGGAAGUGAGAAGAGGGGGGGGGGGGGUGAGGAGGUCAGGUUCAUAGAGUUCAUGGAGGUUGCUGAGGAGAGUAGGAUGGUAAGAGUGGAUGACUGAUGCAAGUGUAUGAAGGAAGAGGACAAAAACAUGUGAAGUAUGUUAAUUGUUUGCUGAGAGGAAGGUAAGAGAAGAGGAAGGAAGGGAAGGAAGACAGAGGGAGGGAAAGGAGGGAGGAAAAGAGGGAGGAGGAGAGAGACAAAAAGCUGGUGAGGUAAAGGGAUAUUGACUUUGCUGAGGAGAGACGAAAGGAGAGACGGAAACAGGAGAUUAGGUGAAAUGAAGAAAAGAUAAUCACUCAAUGGAGAGAAGGAGGCGAAGAAGCAGUAAGGAAAGAUGAAUGAGAUGGGGUAACAAAUUCCAGUCUCUCUCUAGACAUCCAGACCCUCUACUGAAAUGCCAGAGCUGUCACACAUGAAUGAGCUUGGUUGUGUUCAUUAGGCACCAAAUGGAAGAAAGCGGACUUAUCUUUUUCCAUUGAAAACACUUUUCAAAAUGUUUUCUGUAGCAUGCCCUAAUGAACACAACCUUGAAAAGGAGACAGAUAUCCGACAUUUCAGACAUAAAUAACUAGCAACCCAUUGCUUCAUCAUCCUAGUUCAGUUAGGGGGAUUUCCUGGGUUUUCUGUGAGCCUUUUUCUACCUUGCAUUUCCACUUAAAUAGAAAAACUGAAGACUAAUUAUCGUUGUUGGGUGACAACUGCUUCAAUGCUUAGUGGCUGCGUAUCAGACAGACCCAGCCAGACCUGUCACUGGGUUCCCUGAGGGAAGGAAUAGUCAUGAAUGGGGAGGGCCUGUCAUCGCUGCUGGAAUAUACCAUAGGGAGGAGGGAAAUGUGUCUGUGGAAGUCUGGGGGUGAGACAAGCAGUGAAAACAGAAAUCCAAAUUUCAGUUGCAAAAUCUGGUUGAAUCCUUUGACAAUCAAUGAUCAGGCAACUCAUUAGCGUUUGGAUUCAAUUCCCUAAUAUUGGGGAAAUUAUUUAAUCAUCAGCCUUUCCAACAACAUAAUAGGAAGUGGAUAUUUAACCAGCGAACAAACACUUUGGCAUAGGGAUAGAAAUUGGUUAUGGUUAGGGUCAAGGUUAGGUUAAGGGACAAGAGUUAGGUUAAUUUAAGUGAGGUUAGGGUAAGGGUUAGGGUUACGGAAAGGCAUAAAAGUUAGCAUUGGGUUAGCGUACUACUGCCGUACACUGACAUUCAUUUUCAGUAAAUAUACACUGCUAACAAAAUAAGUUCCUCAUAGACUAUCUGUGCUUCAAAAGACUGCACUUUUUCUCUCUGCUCCCCAGUCCCAGGAGGCUCAGGUGCUGAGGCAUUUGGCUGAGCGCAGGGAGCACGAGAAGGAGGUGCUGCACAAGGCCAUGGAAGAGAACAACAACUUCAGCAAGAUGGCGGAAGAGAAGCUCAACUCUAAAAUGGAGGCGAAGAAAGCGAACCGGGAGGCAUACCUGAACUCACUGAAGCAGCGGCUCCGUGAGAAGGUGAGGACCUGUUUUGUUUUCUCUCCUCUCUAUCUCUAAGUCUGACACCCCACCUUUUCUUCCGCAGAGAAAUAAAUAUCUAUGCUCAGAACAGAACUAGCUAAGUACUCUGACAUAUUUCUAGGCAGUAGACAACAUAACCGGUCACAUGCAUCUUGACAGAUUUCUCUUUGUGGUGUUUAUGGUUUUUCCUAGGAGAUGCAUGCAGCAGAAGUGCGCAGGAACAAGGAGCUGCAAGCAGACCUUUCUGGUUAAGAAGGCUUUACUGAAAGGAAUUCCCAUUUCCCAGCUUUUGCUCUACAUACUGCAAUCUCAUCUGUCAUUCAAUAGGGGAACAAGUUUACCUGCAAGAUAUCACAACUGUCAUAGUUCUUCAUCUCUCUACACAUCCCUACAGUAUAACGUUUUUCUUUCUCUCACUAAAACAUCAACACCACCAGCAUUUCAAACAGUAGAUUUUCACAUUUCUAAAUGGUUGGAAUAAAUUCUAAUGGCUGGAAUUUCAAAUGUGCUGAGCACGCCCACACACACAUGCACAGACACAAACAUACAUACAAUUCACACACUGACGCACGCAUAUAAACACAAACACUGACAUGCAUCGCUUUUUACAUAAAUGGCAUGGAUUGUUGAAGGGGAGUCUGUCUUGAUCUAACUGUGUAAUGGACUAAUAAAAUGCAAGUGUACUGGAUGUUGUCAAUAUUAUUUUGGGUGUAAGACAAAAUACAUCUUCUGUCCACAUGAUCAGCAUAGUAGAAUAACUCAAAUGCAGCUGAAAGUCUACUAUAGUCAAUUUUUUGUUUAAACAAAUAGCUAGGUUUCCAUUCAAUUGGCGACAGAUUUUCAUGGGAAUAUUCAAAAAUCUGCAUAAA